GAAGAAAAACAACGGAAGUUGUGAAAGCUACAAGCUAAUGCUAACGCACGAGUAGCCAAGCGAUAAUUUGCAAAGGCGAUAUCUUUAGUUAAGACGGCAUUAGCCACUAAGAAAGUUGCUCCUGUUCUGUGUCAGCAGUGCCACCCACUCAAUCGACAUGUCUGAAGGCCGCAUCUAUGUGGGGAAUCUCCCUGUGGAUGUUACGGAGAGAGACGUUGAGGAUCUCUUCUUCAAAUAUGGAAAAAUUCGUGAAAUUGAAAUGAAGAACAAUAGAGGCAUCAUUCCUUUUGCCUUCGUCACUUUUGAAGACCCGCGGGAUGCAGAUGAUGCUGUUUAUGGAAGGAAUGGAUAUGAAUAUGGGAACACCAAGCUGCGUGUGGAGUAUCCUCGAGCCAAUACUGGAAAACCUGGUCCUAUGGGAGGCAACGCUGGAGGAGGAGGAGGAGGAAGAGGAAGGUUUGGACCCCCAACUCGGAGAUCUGAAUUCCGAGUCAUGGUGUCUGGGUUACCCUCAACAGGGAGCUGGCAGGAUCUGAAGGAUCAUAUGCGAGAAGCAGGAGAUGUUUGUUUUGCAGAUGUGCAGCGAGACGGUGAGGGCGUAGUGGAAUAUCUCCGUAAGGAGGACAUGGAGUACGCAAUGCGCAGAUUGGACCGCACAGAGUUUCGUUCACAUCAGGGUGAGACUUCUUACAUCCGUGUGUAUGAAGAAAGAGGCGGAGCCACCUGGGGGGGUCAGUCACGCUCCCGCUCCAGAUCCAGAGGUCGCUACUCUCCUCCCUAUUUCAACAGAGGAUCUCCCCCUCCUCGCUACCAGUCACCUCCACGCUCCAUGAUGCGCCAUAGCCCACCUCCCAGGAGGCACCCUCCACCACAACACAGCCCACCUCCUCGUCAUUUUCGAUAGAACCCCAUAUUCAUUUACACAGCAUGUGGAAAAUCUUGAGUAAUUCAGCGUUUUAUCUUCUUUUCUUUUUUUUUUUUAAACCUCAGGCCUCCUUGUAGUAUCCAGUGGAAUUUCUUCAUGCAUACAUUCCAUGGCCAGGAAUCCUCCCCACAGCCUUAACAUUUUUAUUUGUAUGUUUUACUUAAAAUCAGGAUUGUAAGUUUAAUCUUCUAACCCCUUCAAUGGUUUUUUUUGUGUGUGUUGAAGAAUUACUCACGAUCGUGACAAAAAACAGCACACCCAUGUUGUGUUUUUGAAAACAAGUCACACAGGUCUGCUUCUACCGGAUUGACCAUAUUGUUCAAGUUCGUUUAGCAAAAGUUUGCAUCACACUUAAAUAGAUUUUUAGUUUUCAAAUCUAAACCUGUGAAACUAAUCACUUUCAUAAAUUAGUGAGCCAUUUUUUUUUCACUAUGUACCUCAUCUUUUUUGUUUGUCAACCAUUGAGGUGACCUGUAGGUGAAAAUUUGUUCUCUUUAC
This is a messenger RNA of Nematolebias whitei (Rio pearlfish), 1423 nucleotides long. It is a transcript of the gene srsf9, whose product is annotated as serine and arginine rich splicing factor 9. The record is from RefSeq and is a predicted model, not a curated record. The transcript is spliced from 5 exons. Bases 158 to 904 code for a protein of 248 amino acids. NCBI's taxonomy places the organism in Eukaryota, Metazoa, Chordata, Actinopteri, Cyprinodontiformes, Rivulidae. Gene Ontology annotation, cellular component: cytoplasm; nucleus; ribonucleoprotein complex. Gene Ontology annotation, molecular function: mRNA binding.